AUGAGCAAAAGAAAUCAUGAAGAUCAUGAAAAGCACGGUUCCUCACGCAAACAUCGACGGGAUAGCCGCUCACGUUCACAUGAUAAAGACAGAGAACUGCGCAUUCAAAUGAAGCCUUUGAUGCUUUCUUCAGAUAAUGAAUUAACUCGACAAAAUGAGAUUAGCUACAUCGAAGGUUCAAGUUUCACACAGAAAAGUUUCUCUUCUUCGCGUAAACAAGACACACUACUGAAUCCGGAUUCACAUUCACGGUCGACAGGUGUCAAUUCAGGUCAAUACUCCUCAAUGAUUUUGGAAAGAGCACACGAAGCGGCUAUAUUUGGUCAUUCUUCAGUUCCUUUACCUUCCAUUCUUGGUACAGAUCCAGCUGAAGGCAAAGAUAAACUAGUUUCUUCUGUGGAUACAGUGAAGCAACUACUUCAUCAUUCGCUGGAUAAAUCCGAUCCUUCCACAUGGGAUGCUUGGUUGUUGAAACUUGCUGAAUUUAAGGCACGUCGAGCAAAUAAGAUUUCAUCUACCAUAAACACAAAUCAGAAAAAGAGAAUUAAUGGAAUUGGAUAA
Schistosoma intercalatum is the source of this 561-nucleotide messenger RNA. Lineage: Eukaryota; Metazoa; Platyhelminthes; Trematoda; Strigeidida; Schistosomatidae. The record is from the annotation of a GenBank genome assembly.